Molecule: messenger RNA, 4338 nt
Organism: Canis lupus familiaris (dog)
Lineage: Eukaryota; Metazoa; Chordata; Mammalia; Carnivora; Canidae
Gene: WWOX
Product: WW domain containing oxidoreductase
Exons: 10
Coding region: 126-1262 (378 amino acids)
Biological process (GO): hippo signaling; positive regulation of transcription by RNA polymerase II
Cellular component (GO): cytoplasm; nucleus
Molecular function (GO): transcription coactivator activity; protein binding
Source: RefSeq, a predicted model, not a curated record
CGGCUCGGGGCGGCGCAGUGCGCAGGCGCGAGCGUGCGGGUCCCGCGGCGCGCGGCGCUCGGUUGGAGCGGGAGUGAGUGAGUUCCUGGGCGCGGAGACCGGGCACCCGCGGCCGCCCCGGCGCCAUGGCAGCCCUGCGCUACGCGGGUCUGGACGACACGGACAGCGAGGACGAGCUGCCCCCGGGCUGGGAGCAGAGAACCACCAAGGACGGCUGGGUUUACUAUGCCAAUCACGCUGAGGAGAAGACCCAGUGGGAACAUCCAAAAACUGGAAAAAGAAAACGAAUAGCAGGAGAUUUGCCCUAUGGAUGGGAACAAGAAACUGAUGAGAAUGGACAAGUUUUUUUUGUUGACCAUAUAAAUAAAAGAACCACCUAUUUGGACCCAAGACUGGCAUUUACGGUGGAUGAUAACCCUACAAAGCCCACCAGCAGGCAGAGGUAUGAUGGUGGCACCACCGCCAUGGAGAUCCUUCAGGGCCGGGACUUCACUGGCAAAGUGGUUGUGGUCACCGGAGCUAAUUCAGGAAUAGGGUUUGAAACUGCCAAGUCUUUUGCCCUCCAUGGUGCACAUGUGAUCCUCGCCUGUAGGAAUAUGACAAGGGCCAAUGAAGCUGUGUCACAGAUUUUAGGAGAAUGGCACAAAGCCAAGGUAGAAGCAAUGACCCUGGACCUCGCUCUGCUCCGUAGCGUGCAGCAUUUUGCUCAAGCGUUCAAGGCCAAGAAUGUAUCUCUUCAUGUGCUUGUGUGCAAUGCAGCGGCUUUUGCCCUACCCUGGAGCCUCACAAAAGAUGGCCUGGAGACCACCUUCCAGGUGAAUCACCUGGGGCACUUCUACCUUGUCCAGCUCCUUCAGGAUGUCUUGUGCCGCUCAGCUCCUGCCCGAGUAGUUGUGGUCUCCUCCGAGUCCCAUAGAUUCACAGAUAUUAAUGAUUCCUCGGGAAAACUGGACUUCAGCCGCCUUUCUCCAUCUAAAAGUGACUAUUGGGCCAUGCUGGCUUACAACCGGUCCAAGCUCUGCAAUAUUCUCUUCUCCAACGAGCUCCACCGCCGCCUGUCACCUCGUGGGGUCACAUCGAACGCUGUGCAUCCUGGAAACAUGAUGUACUCCUCCAUUCAUCGCAACUGGUGGGUGUACACGCUGCUGUUUACCUUGGCCCGGCCAUUCACCAAGUCCAUGAAGUUACUAGCCUGCUAUGAUCAAUGGAGCAUAAAUUCCAUGGCUGUAGGAGCCACAAACAUGGGUAUCCAGCCUUCCUGAAGCAUAAGUAGGAUUUAGCAAUGCUCUGUUUCCAGUAAGGCAAACACAAUGGAGAUUUGAUCAGAUCUUAGAAGAAAUCAAUGAAAUAUCCAAAAAUCUAAAUUAGCACAAAGAGUUGUACAAUUGCACGCACUAUUUUUAUUUUUAAUGAUGAAGGUAAUUCUCGACGUGGAUUAUGCCUGGUGAUUGUAGCUAAUUAGAAGAAUACAAGUUUAUAAUGUAUAAAUAAACACCACAGACAUAUACUGAAGUAUCUGUCUUGAGUUUUUCCUACUGGUAAAGGUGCACAAUUAAAACAGUCGGGAAUCUUUAAGGUUUUAAGCAGACUGUGUGCUCUCUGCCUGUCUCGGUUUUCACUGUUCAUUUGGGUCCUGCUGUUUAUCUUCUGCCCACUGGAAGAACACCCUUUUAAUAGAGUUGAAAAUCAUGAAAUGAAGGUAUUUUGUAAGAGGGAAAAAAGUCAUUGAUUGAAACAAAGAGUCAUGGCUUAGAGACUGAACUUUUGAUGAGAACUUUGCUGGUUGUGCCUUUGUUUAUCAUUAACUGUGGGAGAGCUCUCCCCACUUUCCACUCCUUAAUUUGAAGGUAUCCAAACUUUUUUUCAGAUACAUUCUGAUGCUGGUACAUAAUUGCACUGAGCCUACUUGACAGAAGUCUGGAAAAUUGCAAAGAUAGAGGUUUUCCUUGCAUUCUGGAAAUAUUACCCAGAACUUUUCCAAGCAUGCCAAAUCUUUUGCUCAGGGCAGGGGAAGCGUACAUGUAUGUGUGUUUGUGUGUGUGAGAGAGACAGAGAAAGAGGGGGAGAAAGAAAGUGUGUGUGUGUGGGGGGGAGGUGAAGGUGAUAGGAGAGCUGUGUUUGUAAAAACCAUGCAGAAAUAAUGUGUAUCUAUGAACCUUUCUUAUUCAUCUUUCUGGUGCUAGCACUUUAAAAUAAAAUCUAUAAUUUCUGAGCCAAAAGGAAACCCUUGCUUGCCUCAAGAUUUCUUAACUCCCUCUGUAUCCAUGGUUGAUACUGACCUACCAACAUGUACAUGUCUGUUCUCAUAUGCCUUUUUGAGAGCUUUAAAAACAAAUCCAUGUCUCAAGAAUAAUAACUUAGAACCUGCUUGUUACUGCGAUACCCACUCUGAGAAGUAGGUGGAUAGGACACGUCUGUUUGGAUGGUAUGGUGGAACAGAUGGCACCGUAUUUUUUUACAUCAUAAUUCUGCAAUCCCUGUUAGUGAAGCAGAGGUGAAAGAGGUCACUUGGUUUUUCCAGUGUCGAAUAGCUCCACAAUUCUUCUUUUUUUAAUUAACCAGUAUUUACCAAAUGCUUAUUAGGUCCUGUGCUAAGUAUUUUACGUGUGAUUUCUCAUCUCCUGACCACUCUUUGGUGUGGCUACUAUUAUUACCUGGACUUCUAACGGCGAAGAAACUGAGGCUCAGAGAGGUUAAGUAAUUAGCUCAGUGUCACACAGCUGGUGACAAAGUGCCUCUUAGCACCAAGACUAUUUUCCAGGAUCAUGCUGUGUGAGAGUCGAUGGUCUGACGAAGAGCAUGUGUUUGGUUUUUCGAAGAGGGACCCAGUCUUACUCUUCUGUUUUGUUGUGCUCAGAAAGAGUGUCAGGCCCACAGGAGGUACAUGGCACCCUCUGUGAAGAGAAAGGCAUGAAGAAGCUAGGGGCACCCAUACAUGUUCCUGGAAGUGGUUUGGAGGUGAGCACCCAGUCUGUGGGAGCUAGAGCUAUGCACAUCAGGGGGACCACUUUAGGAAAAGGUAAAACAUUUGGUAGGGAAUUUGGGGAGGAGCCCGCAAAUGUGAGGGGCACUGAAGCUUACUCUGGGUUAACAUCAAGGUUGUGCCAAGGCCAAAAUUACAUAAAACCAAGAUGGAAGUGCCUCUGUGGACGUUGGUGAGUGUCUCAUUCUUCCCUUUUAUUCUGCCGCUUCCAGACACUCAAGUGUGAAAGCCGCUCUCACGUGUGUGAUUUGGUGUUGGUGUCAUAUGAAAGAUGCGCCGUGUAUCAGCGUGUCCCCUUCUCUGGGAGAGACCAGCCAGCCCCCAGGAAGUGCGCCUUGGCUUUCAGGGGGACGUCCUCCAUCUGCAGAGCAUUCUCUGGCAUGGGAGACUUUGAAAAUGCUUUCCUUUUUACCUGCAUCUGGGUAGAUAUUUUUUUCUUUCCAGUAGUUUCUUAAUGGUCUUUAGUGAAGGAAGUAAGUGGCGCUGAUCAGUGAAGGCGGACAGUAAGAUUUAUAAUGUAUUUGUGCUAGCUGAUUGCCAACAGAACCGGCCUUUCCCAGCGGUGCUGUACGCAGACUUGGAAAAUCAAUAGGGAUUAACCUCUGACCUUCUUCACAUACUUAUACUGUGGGCUGCAUCGCUUACCAAUAUUUCAUCUGUUUCACUUAGCCGCCGUUAGUUACUCAAUAAUGUGUGGCCGGUCUCACAAGAUAACUAAUUAAUUUUUUAAAAUGCAGCAUCACUUGUAACUGUGAUAAAAUAUCACACCUUUGGAAAUCAAGGCCCUUUUGGUUUAUUUAUUAAACUCACAUUAAUUAGUCUUAAUUAAACAACAACAACAAGAAAAAAAAAUGGGGAAGGGAGGGAGUGCAAACUCUACGGUUUGUGUGGCUCACAAAAACUCCCUUGUGGUUCCCAGCGGGGGGACCUCUGCGGCUCUAACAGAGCAGGUGUGCCCUGGUGUCUCAGUUGGAACGUGGGCCUUUUUCAGGAAAAUUGCUACUCUUACCUUUUAGAUAUGUGUGUGUGUGUGUAUGUGUGUGUGUGUAUAUAUGUGUGUGUGUGUGUGUAUGUAUGUAUUUUUCUGUGAAAGGAAUAUCUGUAGAUAAAUAAAUAAGUAUGCCACUGUUCAAUGAAAUGAACCUAAUGUAUGAUUUUUAUAAGGAAUCAGAAUUAACUUUCAUGAAUUCUGUCUGCAAAUGUAUGCAAAAGUUUGUGUAAACAUAUCUUUUUAUGAGCUGCCCUCAAUUAUGAUUACAUAUGUUGAAAAAGGGGUAAAUUUGUAGUAAUACACUUUUUUACCUUUGCCUUUAAGCUUUGACAUAUAAUAAAAUGCUCUGCAUCUGUCUUAAAAA